Molecule: messenger RNA, 888 nt
Organism: Aspergillus nidulans FGSC A4
Lineage: Eukaryota; Fungi; Ascomycota; Eurotiomycetes; Eurotiales; Aspergillaceae
Product: putative short-chain dehydrogenase/reductase family protein
Exons: 2
Coding region: 1-888 (295 amino acids)
Source: RefSeq, a predicted model, not a curated record
AUGUCUCACGAAGUCUCAACCCAGCCUCGCGAUCUCCCCAUCCUCGCAACCACGGAAUCCACCGCAGGAAAGACUUACAUCGUGACUGGCGCAAACACUGGUCUUGGGUUUGAAGCGGCAAAGCACUUCGUCCGCCUCGGUGCAAAGAGAGUAAUCCUAGCCGUGCGCAGCAUACCUUCCGGCGAGGCCGCAAAGCAAAAAAUCGAUGAAGCCACGGCGACAACUGACGUCGCCGAGGUCUGGGCCCUUGAUCUGAGCAGCUAUGCUUCCGUCAAGACCUUCGCAAAGCGUGCGAUUACAGAGCUUGACCGAAUUGAUGCUGUGAUUGAGAAUGCGGCUGUGGCGACGGCGGAACAAACCAGAGCCGAGGGGCAUGGGUUAUCGCUCACGGUGAAUGUCUUGAGUACUUUUCUCUUGGCCGUGCUGUUGUUGCCGAAGCUGAAGGAGUCGGCAGAGAAGUAUGGUGUUCUGCCGCACUUGUCGAUUGUGACAUCCGGUGUUGGAUGGGAUGUGCGUGAGACGUGGGAGAAAAUUCGAGAGGAUCCGCUGGUCAGGAUGGAUGAGUUGCCUAGUGAGCAAUUGAUGGUUACGUACCCUCUUUCCAAGCUGAUGGAUACCUUAGCUGUUCGUGAGCUGGCGGCUCGGUUGCCUGUUGAGCAAGGGAAGGUGGUCAUCAAUUCCAUUUGUCCUGGUCUCUGUAAGACUGAGCUGGUUCGGAAUUGCCCACCUGCCCAGAAGCAGGCAAUUGUCGAACAGCAUGAGCUAUAUGGACGAACUGCGGAGGAUGGAAGUCGGACUCUUCUCGCUGGUUCCGUUCUAGGAAAGGAAAGCCAUGGCGCCUACACUUCCAAUUGUGAGAUUAGAGAGUGCGUGGCCCCAAACCUCUAA